ACUGUAGGUUGUUGUUUAUGUCGUGCUAGCUGAGGUAAAGUUAAGUUGGAAAACCAAUAGUCUCGCAUUUUCAUUAAAGCCAACGACUCCCAAAAACUGGAGAAAAUUAAAUAUCCUUUACAGUGUCAAAUCAUAACAGACCUUAUCUCAGGACACUUUACAGAUAGAUGGUCUUGGUCUAGGUUAACGUUAGACCACACUAAAUAACGUUAGAACACUAGCUAGCUAGCUAAAACUAACCUCCAGGUACUGUAGCGUAGCUAGCAGGUUAUUUUAACGGUAGAACUUGAAAAUAAUUUGUUUUAAAUAUUAAAAGGGUAAGUUUAAUCACUUAAAAAACUUGUUUUUUUAACAGUUAUUCAUGGUAAAAUGAGAAUUGUAUUCUAAGGUAAGAAACAUUGUGAAUGCCUUUAAAAUGAUGCAUUGCUAACUAAUUCAAGCUAAAGUUAUACAAAGUUAAAGCAUGUUUUGCGUUAAAGUAGAGUUCACUACUUAGGCCUACAUUUGUUUGCUGAAGUUCAAUUUUGAAUGCUGAAUAUUAUUUGCAAUUUCUCAAUUGUGGUAUCACUAACCUAACGUUAGCUAACUAGGGAACGUUCCCUGGAGGUUAUUUCAAGGUUCUACAAAAAUAACCUUUACAAAACUUUUAGGGAAUGUUCAGAAAAGAUAAGCUGAAGGUAAAAAAUGUAACCUUAAGAUAACCUUUAGAGAACGUUCCCUAAAGGUUCUUUAAAGUCCAACAAAACAAGUUUAUGAGAAAAUUCCAGAGGGUUCCAAAAUAUUUUACCUUCAGAGAACCUUUAAGGAACCUUCCCUAAAGGGUAUGUGUUUGCUGGGAGGUUACUCAUAUUUAAACUCAAUUAAUUUAUGUGAGAAAACCAUGUAUGUUGAGACCAACAAUACCAUUAGGUUAGCUGUGUAGUUGAAAACCUCAGUAUUUCAUGGUUCUUUUCCAGUGUAAAGGCUUGCAUGUGCAUCACUCAGUAUAUUUGUCCCAAAGUGCAUGUUCUUGGCUUCUUGUCCAUCAGACCAGCUGUGCUGUAGGCUGGCACAAGUCCAGUGUGCAUGUGUAGAGAAACUAUGCAGGGUUUUGGGCUUUUUGAGUUGUGUGAGAAGGAGGGCGACAGGCCACCUGCCAUAGGGGCUUGCCCUGUUUUGGAUCCCUGGCCCUGCCUUUCAACUGGAAGCCAAGUUGAGGUUCUUUCAUGUGGGCCUGAUCUCCUUAAGACAUCAGCAAAUAUUGAACAAGACUCAGUCCAGACUCAAACACAUCUGUUGUCAUAUAGUCUCCACUGUUAGGCAAAGACAAGGAGAAAGAGUGUGAACACCAGUGGGUCUGUUGCAUUAGCUUUAAUGUGUGGACAGAAAGCUAUAGUUUAUACUUUGCAAACACAAAUGCUAACUUUUGACGAGCUUAAGCUAAACCAUGUUCCACUGUAAACAAAUAUGGGGCUGGGUGAAAGAAAUGGAGUUUGGUAUGACAAGACAGCCACUGACUGACAGAUUUGGACUGAAGAUCAGAAAUGAGAUAAGACAAACAGAUAGCCAACAUUUAAUAUCCCUCAGUCAUGUUGUAGAAUCAAUCAGGAGUAUUUUGGGACCGUUUUGGGCAAAUAAGAAGGACAGUUGUAUUUUAGAAUUAGGAUAGAUUAUGGAAUUAAGUACUUUUCUGAAAUACUUGGAUCUAUAAGAGAACGCACAUUAGAGAAAUUGUAACGCAUUCAAAACUUCAAACAGACAAUAAGCCUUACAAAUGCAAAUACAUAUUCAAAACAACAGUAAACAGACUGAUAGGCAUGCAACAAACAGGCUCAUGAACUUGCUGUACGGUGAGCUGAACGGUUUCAUCAUAGUUUUGGUGUUUCAGUGUGCAUUUAAUAUCCUGCAAGUGUCUUAAUGUUCUUAAUAUUUGUUGUCAGAUUUUCAGGUUUUCUGAUGCCACACAAAGUCAUACAGCUCUAUCCAUCACAAAAAAACUUGGGUAGGACUUGGGUUGGGUCAACACUCACAGUAUUCUCAUUGUCGAAACUCACCUUGUGCGACUGGUAUGGCUAGUUAGAACCAGUCUAGCCUCUACACCAAUUGCCUGCCUUAAAAGUUGUCUGGAAGCAGGUAAGGGCACUAACUACAUGUUGUGUUGCCUGCAACCCUUCCUCCUUGACAUCAUAGCUAUGAUGGUUGUGCUACCUCUGAAAUUAACUGGUGCUCUCAGUGGUGACUGAUUAAGUCUGUGGCGUUGUCAAGCUGUUCGUUGGAGGUCGACUGGACAGGUAUAGUAUCAUGUUUUUGUUGUCUAAAUUAUUGUAGAAUAAUCCAGGAGGUAAUGUCAUGUGGAAGUAUUUAGGUAAAGUAGUUUAUUGAGAAUUGUUUGUUUGAUCAGAUAUUAGGCCUAAGUAUGAUAAUGAUAAUGACAAUGUGGCAUGCCAACUACGUUUGGUUUUGCUGAUUUAAUGUAGUUAUAGGUAGUCAUUGUUUGUGUUUUAUUACAAUAUGAUGAGGCAGAGAAUUGCCCUAGAUAGCAGACAAAUAAUACAUUUGACUUUACUUUUGUCUUUGUAUGGUGAAAAAUCCUCUGAAGCGCCAAAUCUACCACUGUUACUACUUUUUUGGCCUACUGUACACCACCUAGAGUUGUAAGUCAGGUGUCAGACAGGAAAUCUAAUGUACUAGGACACAAUAGAAAAAUAUGCUUUUAAAAUCAAUCAAUGGCCACCUUGAAUACAUUAUAAAUUUGGCCUUUGUAGUUGAUAUCAUUUCUAUAGACUUUGUGUUCUGCAGAUAGGGCACUUUGGUGCAUUGUCUUAGGCCUGUACACAUCUAACACAAGGGAUCUUAUUCUCACAGUUUCACUCAAGAUGGAUGUCAAGAAAAAGAACUUCUUGGAGAACUUGCGUCUCAAAACUAAAUUGGUCAACCUGAAGAAGCCAGGGAAGAAGGCCUUUGGAAAGCGUGGAAAGAAGCUGGCUUAUCGGCGCAGUAUUUCUGUACCAGACCUAAGGUUUGUGCCAGCUGAAACAGUUUCUACAGACAAUGUCGUGGUGUCCACUCCUUCUGAUGCCUUCUCCUUAAGCAACUCCCGUGGUGAGAGUGAUACUGAUUCUGUUGCCAGUUGCUCCGUCGUUGAUGGAGCCCUUUUCCCAGAAAGUAGACUCAAAGUUCCUAUAGAUCGCACAGCUGUUGCUUUGAAUAGAAUAAGUUCAACAGUGGGGACACAGAACCUUCAUGAGGAAAAUGAACAGGCACAUGAAAAAGCCAUGGGGAAUGCAACUGAAUUUACUUUUGACCCUAUUCUUAAACCAAGAAGCGUUUUUACCAAUGCACCUCCAACAAGCCCAGACAUUGUAGGGAGAGAGAAUCUUUCUGGUGAAGACACGCCACUAGCCAUAGUGCCUACUGUUGCUGCAGUAUUGGCAAGAGCAAGCUCAAUGGGAGAACAAAUGAAGCCUUACACAGAAAAGAGGAUCACAGCAUUUGAGCAUAGAGAGUCAUCACCUGAUAAAGGAACUCCGCCACCAACCAGAGCAAAUGGUCAGGGUACUUCUUUGGAGAGUGCAGAUGGUACCUCUUCACCUCCUUCCUGUGGCAGUCCCAGUGAGGAGCAAGUAAACAUGCCCUGGACAACAGACUCGGAGGAUCUUGACCGAGAACUUUGCUCUCUCGGUUUGACGGAAGAUGCUCUGCUAGAAGAAGCCCAGCCUGGGGAGGAGCUAGAAGAAACGACAGAGCCAUUUAUGACAGCAGGGUCUGACGUCGAAGCACUUGAACCAUGCCAGAGAUACCUCCUGAACAUCAACCUAAAGCAGGGAAGGAACCUGGUCAUCCGAGACAAGCGCUCCGGGACCAGUGAUCCUUAUGUGAAGUUCAAACUUGAAGGAAAACAGUUUUAUAAAUGCAAAGUGGUUUAUAAAAGCUUGAAUCCACGGUGGAAUGAGUCCUUCUCCCAUCCUCUUCGAGACAGAGAGCAUGUCGUGGAAGUUCGGGUCUACGAUAAAAAUCGAACUGCUGAUGAGUUCAUGGGUUCCAGCACUAUUUCCCUAAAGCAUCUUCAAUUAUACAAAACCUAUGAAAUGGAGUUGCGUCUUGAGGAUCCAAAAAGUAAAGAAGAUGACAUGGGAGUUAUUCUUGUUGAUGUCUGCUUAAUGUUUAGAGAUGCCACCAUCAAAAGAAGCCCUAGAUGGCGACCAAGGAAGAUUAAGCAGAACCAGGCCGCACUAUCCCCACGGCCAGCUGAGACACAGAGGAAUCAGCUGAAGAACCAGAUAUGGACUGGGGUGCUUGGUAUCACCUUGGUGGAGGGACAGGACCUGCCACAGUAUGGCCGUGGGGACAUUUACGUCCGCUUUCGCCUUGGUGAUCAGAAGUACAAGAGCAAGAACCUUUGCGUUCAGGCCAAUCCCCAGUGGAGAGAGCAGUUUGACUUCAAUCAGUUUGAAGAUAACCAGGAACCUCUCCAGGUUGAGGUGUACUCAAAGAGAGGAAGGAAGUGUGAGGAAUCAUGGGGGUUGUUUGAGAUUGACCUAUUGAGACUUCCACUUAAUGAGAGGCAGCUCUACACUCAUGUGCUGGACCCAGGAAAGGGCAGGCUGGUGUUUCUGGUCACCCUGAGACCCUGCUGGGGAGUCUCCAUCUCUGACAUUGAAACAGCUGCCUUGGAGAAUCCUGAUGAAAGAGACACAGUAGUGGAGAAAUUUCGCUUAAAGAACUCACACAAGUGUGUGGGAGAGGUUGGCUUACUUCAGGUCAAAGUUGUAAAGGCAAAUGAUCUUCCUGCCACAGACCUCAAUGGAAAAAGCAACCCUUUUUGUGUUGUUGAGCUCGGUAACAGCAAACUUCAAACUCACACAAUCUACAAGACCCUCAAUCCGGAAUGGAACAAAGCCUUUACAUUCCCGAUAAAGGACAUUCAUGAUGUGAUAGAGUUAACUCUCCUUGAUGAAAAUGGAGACAAAGCCCCAAACUUUUUGGGGAAAUUGGCAAUCCCGUUACUUACUGUUCAGAAUGGGCAGGAGAUAUGUUUGUUCUUGAAGAAAGAAGACUUGGGAGGUACAUCAAAAGGAACCAUCACACUCGUCCUGGAGGUUAUCUAUAACAAAGUCAGAGCUGGAAUCAGAACCUUUCAACCAAAAGAGACAACAUUGAUGGAGGAAAACGUGAAGUUCUCCAAAAAGGUUCUUGCCCGGAAUAUUUAUCGGGUUCGAAAAAUCAGCACAGCAGUUCUGUACACGUUACAGUACAUUAAAAGCUGUUUUCAGUGGGAGAGCACGCAACGGAGUCUAAUAGCCUUUCUGAUCUUCCUCGUGACGGUGUGGCACUGGGAGCUCUUCAUGCUGCCCCUCUUCCUGCUUCUGCUCCUUGGCUGGCAGUACUUCCAGCUCACUGGGGAUAAGGCCAGCCCAAACCUGGACCUGGUGAACAUGAGCAUGGGUGACGACGAAGAGGAAGACGAGAAGGAAUCUGGGAAAAAGGGUUUGAUGGAUAAGAUACAUAUGGUGCAGGAAGUAGUGCUGGCUGUCCAGAACGUUUUGGAGGAAAUCGCAAACAUUGGAGAGCGAAUAAAGAACAUAUUCAACUGGUCUGUCCCAUUUGUGUCGUGCCUGGCCUGCUUGGUGCUGUUUGUGGCAACGGCACUAUUAUAUUUUAUCCCACCACGAUAUAUUGUGCUGAUAUGGGGCGUUAACAAAUUUACCAAGAAGCUGCGCGACCCAUAUACUAUUGACAAUAAUGAAACACUGAAUUUCCUCAAGAGGGUGCCUUCUGAUGUUCAAAAGGUGCAGCACAGCGCGCUGAGAGCGCCCACCAGCCAGAACCAGCCGCGGAAGAAAAGGUAAGCUCCGCGGACACGCUGGAUGAAAGGCUGGUCUCCCUUUGAAUGUGGUACGACGCAGUCCACCUGACAACCAUGCUCCAGUGCCAGCAGAGCCCAUGACCCUGUGCACCCCCACCAUACCACCCUAACUCUGCCUCCUGCUGCUGAGGGGCAGCCAGCCACUCUCUGGCUUGUGUGUUUGCCACCCCCCUGACAGAGGCUGUGAACUGCAGCAGCUAGGAAGGCAGCACAUGGCGCUGUCAAUCACAAGCCUGGAGGUAAAGAAAAGAGAGUGCUGCAAGGCUCAGCCUUCAUCUUUGGAAAUAAUUUAGAAAAGGAAUGAAAAGCUUCGGGUUUGGCUUCCCUUGGACCUCCACGGCUUUGCUUUGCUUUUUUUUUUUUUUACUUUGGUGAAACUAAGAAAUUUGACUUCAGGUUAAGUUAAUACAAGCAGUUUAUGAAAAACAAACCAUCGCAAUCUUUUUUCUAUAUCCACGUGUUAAUAUAAAUAAAGGUUAUAUAUCGCAAUAUAUGUUUAAAUAUUUAAAAUAAUAUGUUUUGACACAUUAAAAUUAUUGGGACAAAGUACUGAAUGUUACUAUUCUUUUUGUGGUAAGGAUCUACUGAAUAUAAUGCUCCCAGCUUUCCUAAUUUAUUCCCAGCAACAAAAAUAUAUUCAUGCACUGCACGUUUAUUAUUUCAUGGAGAAUUUAUUUGUUACUGUAUGUUAGACUGAUUAAUUUGAAAGUUUUAUUUUGACUCACAAUCUUGUCUGCGUCAUUAAAUAGAGAAUUUGCAGGAAUCCUGAAUAAAGAGUCUUGAUCAGUUUGA
Etheostoma cragini (Arkansas darter) is the source of this 6637-nucleotide messenger RNA. RefSeq names its product multiple C2 domains, transmembrane 2a (gene mctp2a). NCBI's taxonomy places the organism in Eukaryota, Metazoa, Chordata, Actinopteri, Perciformes, Percidae. The transcript has 21 exons. Gene Ontology annotation, biological process: regulation of neurotransmitter secretion. Gene Ontology annotation, molecular function: calcium ion binding. The coding region runs from base 2856 to 5828 and encodes 990 amino acids. Gene Ontology annotation, cellular component: synaptic vesicle membrane. The record is from RefSeq and is a predicted model, not a curated record.